Molecule: messenger RNA, 1377 nt
Organism: Nerophis lumbriciformis (worm pipefish)
Lineage: Eukaryota; Metazoa; Chordata; Actinopteri; Syngnathiformes; Syngnathidae
Source: RefSeq, a predicted model, not a curated record
AUGGGUUACACUCGUUCUUCAUCCACGUCAUCCUCAAAGAUAUCCAGGGUUGAUUCUGGUAACACUGUCACCCAAUAUGACCACCUGGUUAAAUGUGGCUCUAUUAGAGAAGAUGCUCUUCAGAGGAGUGUUCUCCAGCAGUUGGCUCGCCUACAGAAGACACUCCAAAACUAUAGUAAUACUUCUUACUUGAGUCUGCCUUCCCUGACAGUGAACCCGAACUAUGAUGGACUUUCAAAAAGGACAGACUCUUGCAUUACAGUUAGUGCAUCUGCUCAGAAGGAAGAAGAUGCUCUCCCUCCCCCACCGAAAGGCUUCUAUAUAUAUGGAGAUGUUGGCACAGGGAAAACCAUGCUCAUGGAUAUGUUUUACAGCGGGGUGCAAAACAGCCAUAAAAAGAGGGUCCACUUCAACGGCUUCAUGCUGGACAUCCACAAAAGGAUCCAUCGGAGGAAACAAAGCCUGCCAAAAAGAAAGCUGGGUAACAUGUUCACCUACGACCCCAUAUCGCCGGUUGCCGUGGAGAUCGCCCGUGAAACCUGCCUCUUGUGUUUUGAUGAGUUUCAGGUGACGGACAUUGCUGAUGCCGUGAUUCUGAAGCAGCUUUUCCGGACGUUAUUCAAGGCCGGAGUGGUGGUAGUGGCGACCUCCAACAGACCGCCUGAUGAUCUGUACAAAAACGGACUUCAGAGGGACACCUUUCUACCUUUCAUCGACGUGCUGAAGGAAUACUGCCACACCAUCUGCCUUGACUCUGGUGUGGACUACAGGAGACUGCAAAAGACUGGAGCAGGGAAACUCUACUUCCUGACAGGAGAGCCUGGCGGGGACGCUGUCUUGGAUGCGAUGUUUGAUGAGCUCGCUUUUACUCAAAACAGCAUUGUAGGUCCUCAAGUACUCACUGUGCUGGGCAGGGAAGUGACACUGGAAAAGACCUGCGGCUCUGUUGCAGACUGCACUUUUCACGAGCUGUGUGGCAGAGCCCUUGGCGCCGGCGACUACCUGGAGAUGGCGCGGCUCUUCGACACAGUGUUUAUCCGUCACGUUCCAGUGCUGACACGACGCAUGAAGGACCAAGUCAGGCGCUUCACCACCCUUGUCGAUAACUUCUACGACAGCAAGGUAAGAGUAGUGCUACAGGCUGCAGCUCCAUUAGACCAGCUGUUUGUCCACACCGGAGUAGAUGAUGAGCGUGACCAACAGCUUCUGGAUGACUUGGGCCUGAAGGAGGAGGUGGGGAAGAAUCUGACUCUUUUCACAGCUGAGGAGGAGAUCUUUGCCUUCAACAGGACUAUUUCCAGGCUAACGGAGAUGCAGACAGAAGCAUAUUGGAUAGAGGGAGAUCGCAGGAUUACGAAGAAACACUUCAAUGCAUAA